UAGCGGGGCACGUUACUGCGCAAGUGCAUUCUUGCACGGGUAGUCUGACAGAACAGCGAAUAGGUCUGUUGCCUAGUGAAGAAUUUGAAAUCUAGUAAAAUAAGUAAUCAAAAUAAGAAAUUCUUUAAGAUUGAAUACGUUUCGCCCAUGUUUUAUUUCUGUAAAUUGAGCGGACACUGAUAAAUUAAUCGCGGAACUGUUUGGGGAUAAAGGUGGGGAGAUGUCAUACCACUCGUCUUCUCGCAGCUCUUCUCGUAACACCGAUUGCAAGGUCUAUGUUGGCGACUUAGGCAACGGUGCUGCCAAGGGUGAGCUAGAGCGAGCGUUCAGUUACUAUGGCCCUUUACGCACGGUUUGGGUGGCCAGGAACCCCCCAGGUUUUGCAUUUGUGGAGUAUGAGGAUGCCCGUGAUGCAGAGGACGCAGUUAAAGGCAUGGAUGGAAAGGUGCUGUGCGGCUCUCGGAUCCGUGUGGAGCUGUCCACUGGCAUGUCACGGAAGACCAAACAUGGCCGCCCCAGCCGCCGCCACUUUGACCCUCAAGACCGCUGCUACCAGUGUGGGGACAGGGGCCACUAUGCCUACGAUUGCUACCGUUUCAGCAAGAGGGGAGGAGGUCGUCGGAGCAGAUCACGCUCUCGCUCCCGGUCUCGUUCCGUCUCCAGGUCACGUGGCAGCCGCUAUCGAUCCCGCUCCCGCAGCAAUGACCGCAGCAGGCACCGCUCCCCAUCUUAUCCCAAACGUAGGAAGAGGUCUGGUUCCCCUGUGCGGUCAAAGUCCAGGACCUCUGUUAGGAGUCGUUCCCGUUCUCGGUCAGGGUCCAGGGCCAGAGGGCGUUCUGCGUCUCGCUCUCGCUCCAGAUCCCGCUCUCCCAGCCAUAAGAGGAAUAGGUCCCUCUCCUAGAAUGACCAGGCCAGACCUUGAUUAGCUUCAGAGAGUCGCACACAGAGCUGAUGAGCCUAUACUCCGAGACAGAGGGGCUGUUUGGGUGACGGCUGGGGGGAGCGGGGCUCUUCUCUUUUCUCUUCUCCCUCAGAUCCAGCCUCAAUUUGAUUAGCUUCAGAGGGCGAGAGAACCUCAAAAACCCAAAAGAGAAAUCUGUCGUGAUCAGACUCCAGUGACCAAUCGCAUCAGGCCUUUUUUUAAAGAGAGAGUGUGGGGAGUCGACUGACUGCACAAGCACUUACCAGGGUCAUCCCUUGCGGUGUUAACGUCCUCCCGGAGGGUGACAAGGGCUGACAAGAAAUCAGCCUACACCACCACGCUGGUUAAAGAGGUCGUCCGACGCACGUUUUGACGAGACACAUCCAUCCUACGCGCGCACACACAGUUGUUCCACCCACCCCACUCCCUCCCAGAACCCACGCACCACAGACCUGAACGCUGAGCCGAGUUCAGUCGACCAGUUAAGGCCCCCUCCCUACAGAGCCCGGCCUCUUGCUUAGCUUCUGAGAGGGUGAGAAAGGAGAGCUGACGAGAGAUCAGACUUCAAGACCCUCCGAGUGUGUCUUCGAGUUCUAGCAUCCGUCGCUUCUCUGUACAUGUUGUUUCUGCCACUGUCUCCAAAGGUAACGAAAACCCAAGAGUCAAUGUCAUUCAUGAUCAGAACGCAGACGUAUAGUCUGAUACUCCCUAACAUACUGUACACUAACAUUCAACUAUACAGAGCAUGCACUGUCAGAAUCCACAGGUGUAUGUGUGUGUGUUUCUGUCUGGGUGGGUGUAUGAGUGUUUAGUAUUUGGAAUACAUUACAUAUUAUCCUGGGUGUAGUGAUAGUGUUUUAUUUUUUAGGGAGCAUGUAGCUGAUUUACUUACCUUGAUGGUGGCUUGUGCUUAUACUGUAUAUUAGGUCAACCUAUUUGAAUGUUUGCGCUGUUCCCUUUGGUUUUAAGUAACUGUCUGCACAUAGUUUACCAUAUCAAGGUAGGAUUCUAAAGACUUGGGCUUUUGCCAUUUAUUUGGUCAGUAUUUGUUUUGGGUGCCAUUUGUAAAGUUCUGGUCUUUUGUCUAUUUGUGUGAAAAUGCAAGGGAGGAUUUUAGCACCUCAAACCCCCUUUAAAACAUCCUAGUCUCUCAAUACCCAGCUCCUCCAUUUACUUGACCUCUGGAACUUUCACUUGUUGGCUGAAUUAUGCUAAAUUAAUUAGGGUUCUCCCUACAUGUUAUAUCAUUUGUGGAAGUUGGCGAUAUCCAAUGAAGCUGUAAUGUGUUGUAUUUAUAAAGUAUGAAAGUGACUUGACCAAGGCAAACUGGUUGUAGUGGGACAGAGUUCAUUAUGGGCCAGCAGUGUUGGAGCUGUGAUUGGUUCUGAGAUGGGUGCCGGGUUAGUUAUUGAGAGGACAUGCUGGGACAAGAUGGGUGCCGGGCUAGUUAUUGAGUGGACAUGCUGGGACAAGAUGGGUGCCGGGCUAGUUAUUGAGAGGACAUGCUGGGACAAGAUGGGUGCCGGGCUAGUUAUUGAGAGGACAAGAUGGGUGCCGGGCUAGUUAUUGAGAGGACAUGCUGGGACAAGAUGGGUGCCGGGCUAGUUAUUAAGUGGACAUGCUGUGUCUGCCCUGUACUUACACUUCUCUCUGUCUGUUUCAGUCGUUCCAGAUCUCCAAGCCAGAAAAAAAGCCCCACCCCAGGCGAAGAUUGAUUUGAAGACUAAACUCGUCCCCAUCCCCCUCCAACCAACUG
Oncorhynchus nerka (sockeye salmon) is the source of this 2678-nucleotide messenger RNA. RefSeq names its product serine/arginine-rich splicing factor 7-like. Gene Ontology annotation, molecular function: zinc ion binding; RNA binding. The transcript has 8 exons. The record is from RefSeq and is a predicted model, not a curated record. NCBI's taxonomy places the organism in Eukaryota, Metazoa, Chordata, Actinopteri, Salmoniformes, Salmonidae. The coding region runs from base 221 to 901 and encodes 226 amino acids.